Molecule: messenger RNA, 1515 nt
Organism: Paramecium tetraurelia
Lineage: Eukaryota; Ciliophora; Oligohymenophorea; Peniculida; Parameciidae
Exons: 2
Source: RefSeq, a predicted model, not a curated record
AUGAUUUCUUUAAUUAAUUUCAAUCCUGCAGACAAGAAUUGCAUUAUUGAUAGUCCUAGGUCAAUUCAGGUCAUUAGACAAAGAGGAAUAGUUUUAAAUGAGUUAUUUUGCAUCAAUAAAGAGUAACUCUAAGCAAUGGCAAAAAAGGAGAAAUCAUUAACAAAUGAGAAUUUAGAUGAUUUUCAUAAACACUUUGAAUAUAGAAGACAAUAAAAAGUCUAUGCAUUAAUAAAGGACAGAGAGGCCUUGAUAGAAAAAGAAAAAAGAGGUAAGAUUGAAUAAAGUGCUUGCAGUUUGAAACUGCUCAGACCAGCAAGUAGUACAACUACUUCAAAAUUUAUGGAUCAAGUUCAAAAGAGAAAAUAGAUGGAGGAACUAAGACAAAGGCAUUUACAAGAGAUGAUGUUAAAGCGAGAGGAAUAGACCUAAGUAAGGGAAGAGAAGAUGUAAUUAUAUGAAGAAAAGAGAAAAAGGAUGUAGGAGGAGAGAUAACAAGAGUUUUAAGAGAAAUAAGAAAAUAUUGCCAAAUAAAAAAGAUAAAAAGAAUUAGAGGAAUAAAAAAAAAAUAAAUAAUUGUAAUAAGUCUAUUUUGAAAGAGAACAAGAACGUAAAAUGCAAUUAGAGUUUGAGGAACAAUAAAGAAAAGAAUAAGCAGCCCUUAGAGAUUCAUAACAGAGAGAACUGAAAUAAUAAUUAGAAAAAGAAAAAAAAAUGAAAGAUAAAUAGAAGGAAUAAGAAUACUUGAUUAGAAAAUAGGAAGAGGAAGACUAAGAACUUAAAAGAUAAAUGUUCUUUUAAUAGUAAUAAGAAUCAAAAAAGUAAGUUGCUUAAAAAAGAGCUUUGUCUGCUAAGGAAAGGUAAAGAGAUGCUUAAAAGAGUUAAAUUGAUGGUUUGAAGAAAUUAAGAGAGGACUUUUUAAAAAAAGAAGAAAAAAUUGCUGAGAAGUAAUAUAAAUUUUAAGAAUUAUAAAAAGAAAGGUAAUUAUCGAUUGAAGAGAAAAACAGAAUAAAAAAUGAAAAAAUUAAACAUACAGCUAAACUAAAAGAGCAUGAACAACAAGAAGUAAGAAGAGAAUUUAUGGAAAAGGAGAUGGAUAUUUAACUAAGAUUAUAAUAGAGAAGCCAAUCAAAUCCUAAGGAAUAAUACAUGUAAGAAGAAGCAGAUAGGAGGGCUAAACAUAGAGAAAAAGUUAAGAAAAUGAAUAUGUUAUAAUUAGAAGAGAAAAGAAAAGUGUAUUUACAAAAAAUUUAAGAAUAAGAUGAAAAGAUUGAAAAAGUAAAAAAUGAAUAAGAGGUUAUGUUCUAAGAAUAGGCAUAUAUGAAGUUAAAGAAAAAAUUAGAUUAACAAGAGGCAAUCAAACAUUAAAAGUAAUUGGAAGAAUACAAAAGAGAGCAAAUUAGAGAAAAAUUAAAGUAAGUGGAUUUGAGAAUGGAUUAAAAGAAGGAAGAGCAAAGAGAAGUAGAUAGGUUAAGAGACCAAGCAAACAGAGUCGAGAUGAUGGGAAAAAAAUAAUGA